This is a messenger RNA of Punica granatum (pomegranate), 1059 nucleotides long. The record is from RefSeq and is a predicted model, not a curated record. Lineage: Eukaryota; Viridiplantae; Streptophyta; Magnoliopsida; Myrtales; Lythraceae.
AUGGCUGGAAACAACCAAACUCGAGGCACUCGAAGGCAUGGUAAAUCAAUUGGCCGCCAACAUGAAUACCAAUAUGACGGAACUUAUGGCUAUGCUCUGAGACCAAAACCGAGCUUCUUCGAGCUACACUCCGCUCCCGUGCGCAAGCCAACUGUAGACCCGAAUCCGGUCGUUCCACCGAUCUAUGUUACGGAUAGUGAGGACAUAUCUUUUCCUGCAAUGACAUAUGCACCGGCGGUCCAUCCGAAUAGUGAUCCCCUACCGCCACCACCUGCUCCUACAGCAGUUCCAUUGCCACCAGCGGCUUUCCUAUCUAUGGAUUCCGCUAUGCACACUUUGCCGCCACUCAACAUACCGACUCAACCUCCAAUCUAUACUAUCCCUCCACCGACAAUUCCUCUGGUCACGAUUGCACGGGCUCCUAUUCCCACCACAGACCAUUUUCCUUUCCAAACUCCACAACCCAAAAUAAGCUUCUCUUACCCCGCUCCACCAUCUCUAAACAUUCCUCCCACUGAACCAGGCACGCCUACUCAGGCUGCCCCUCCACCUCUACCAACAAACAUUCCUCCUAAAGUGGAGAAUGAGCAAGAGAGGAGAAUAAGAAGAAUGGAGGAAACCAUCGGAGCCCUCCAAGCAAGCAGUUCCCGUUUUGAUUACGGUGAUAGCAACUCGAAUCUAUUCCCGGGCAUGUGGUUGCCCCCAAAGAUCAAGAUUCCAAAUUUCAAGAGAUACGAUGGGACAAGCGACUCGCGACAUCACCUCUGCCAUUAUCAGAGUAAAAUGAUGUCAUACAAGGAUUAUGAGAAAUUCGUCGUUCAGACGUUCCAGGAUAGUCUUGCAGGAUCAGCACUAGAUUGGUUCAUGACGUUGAAGGCUGACGACAUCCCCACUUGGACUGAUCUCUCCCAGAAGUUCCUCGACCAGUAUCGAUUUUGUGCAGAGUCACCCUACACUCCUCGAUCUCAGCAUAAUGGAGAUGAAGGAAAAUCAGGCUUUCGAAGCCUAUGCGGUAGAAUGGAGGGGAAAAGCAGCGAAGCAUAUUCCCCCGAUCACUAA